Messenger RNA from Podarcis lilfordi (Lilford's wall lizard), 14473 nucleotides. Lineage: Eukaryota; Metazoa; Chordata; Lepidosauria; Squamata; Lacertidae. The record is from the annotation of a GenBank genome assembly.
AGCUCGGGGCACCAGAUAAAAGCUGGGCUGGCAGCUCUUGCCCUGCCUUGAUGGAGCCGAGACCAUCGAGUGGCAGGAGGAGGGAGUUAGGAACAGGCUUAGAUAAGAGGAGCUCGCUCCCGGUAGGAGGAAGAAGCAGCUGAGGUGGGAAUGGCACUUGUCUGGCUGCCCGACUGGACCCCACAGAAGGCGGCUGCCAUGGGGCACAGAGUAUGCAGAGGGGUGAGAAAGGGAGGGCGAUUAAAUGUCUUGUGACCAUGGUGGAGUGUGUGGAUGUGCUUAUUGUUUUUUUAUUAUUUUCUUCACCCCCCCUUGUCUAAUCCCGAUGUGUAUCUAUUUCUCUCUCUCUCUCUCCCUUUCUAGGACGCGUGGUGGGGCUGCUCGCUUGGGGGUUCCGCCUGUUGUAAUACGAAAUGGCGACUGCCGUCUCGGGGCGGUUGGUGAUUGUCGCGCCGCGAGGUUGUUGUUCUCCUCCCUCCUCCUCCUCCUCCCUCUGCCCUUCUUCCCUCCCCUCCCCCUUCCUGUCUUUGGCCGUUUCUCCGCAGCGAACCGCGGAGAGCGCACUGAGUCAGGAGGAGGCGGGGGGAGGGUGGGGAGCGGCGGCGGCCGCGCAGCCAAUCAGCUCUGCGGACGGGCCGCGGAGGCGCGCUCCGAUUGGCAGGCGCUGACAUCAUCCUGCAGCAGGGGCAGACGCAGCUGCUGGGCAGGGCUCGGGGAGCUGUCGGGGGUGGCUGGUGCAAAGGGAGAAAACGGGCGCCAUGAUACCAGCCGCGGUGGGUGAGGAGAGGGGGCAGAGGCUUCUCCGGAGAAGCGUUAGGGACGGCGGGGCCGAAAGGACAGCGGGGUUCGGGCGACCGCGCCCGCCCGCCCUCCCCUCGACCGAGCCGGGGUGGUGGUGGCGGCAGCAGCGGCGGCGGGGCUCGGAGGAAGGUCCGCUGCUCGGCGGCGUCUCGGCGGCGGCUGUAACUGCGUCAGUCCAAGAUGGCGCGAGGUGUCCCUGGAGAGGGAAGGGAGCCGCACGUCCGCCGGAGGUCAUGUGACCGCGUUGCAUUCUUGUGUGGGGCUUGGCGGAGGACCAAGCUGGCGGAGGAGGAGGAGGAGGCGGCGGCGUCCGUGGCUCUUCGGCUUGACAGGGAUGUGAGGGGGGCGGGGGAGUCCCUUUCCGUGCGGUCGGGGCAGUUGCCGCGGCGGUUGCCUUCCUCUUUUCACAUACACGCCCCUCCCCCGCCCGCCCGCGUCGAGCGUCGAGCAGCUGUUCAGCGAAGCGUCUUUUCUUCCUCCCUCGAAGGGCGUCGACUGUUUUGACAGGGACCUCCCCUCCCCCCACAGCCGCCGCUUCUGCCAGGGAAAGUUCUCGCUCCCUUUUUUUUUUCCACGCGCGGGGGGGGGGAGGGGGAGCGCGUGACGCCCGCGGCGGCUUAAAGGCGGGGGGGGGGAGGGACGCGAACUGCGAGCCCGUUGCGUUCGCGGGACUGAGAAUGCAGAGAAACUGUUGGACUCUGGAGUAAAACACUUCCCCCUUUUUUUUUUUUGCGAGGGAGGGUGGGCUCGUGUAGCUCGGCUCAGUUUGCAGUUCUGUGGUUCUGUAAAGCAAGGCAGAGGUAGAGUUGGAAGGGGUCCCUUGGGUCCUCUAGUCUGACCCCCUGCAGUUAGGAAUCCUGCCCACGGGUGGGGAUCCACUUUGCUAGCCGGCUUGUGCGACCCGCAUUAAGGCCUCUUUCUUCUUGCCAGCUGGUGGUGGCGCAGAGUGACUCCAUCCUUCAGUGUUUUCCGGAUUUCCAGACACCCACCCACCCUGCCCCAUCCGCGCCUUGCAAGGGAAAAUAUGACACACUUCACGUAGUCCGUGUUGGGGAUGCAAGAAGGAAGUUGGUCAUCGAUGAUAGCAUGGUGGUUUUCUGUGCAGCUGCCUUUCUGUGAAACUAAUGGAUGAAGAUCCUGAUCUCCCUCCCCUUGCAGGGAGAUUUCUGAUCUCCAUUUUAGGUUCCAAGGAUGACGGUGGUGAAGGAGAGGCUAAAUGUAACAGGAUAGACCUUCUUAGCUUUACUCUUUUUGAAGAAAACACAUGACUUGGUGCAACCUAAAGUGACAGGGCACAUUCCUAACCCAUCAGACUGGACAUAUUUGACCAUAUCUGGAUGUGGCCUGACUUUUUUUUAAUGCUGUUAACUAAUCAUUAGCAAGGGCUGGAAAUACCCUUGGAACUUGCGUGCUCUUAAAAAAGGAAGAACCUACAUUCUUCUAGUCCAAAAUAUUAUUAGGUUGUGCUGCAUGUACUUGUUGCUGAACUGCAUUAUUAAUCCUAACUAUCAAUAGGUGGAUCUUGGAUUGUUUUGGUUUUACAGUGGUAACAUUUAAAAACAGACACCUGAACAUUUGGCUUCCCCCACCCCCAGUGUUAGGACUAUUUGGGGAUAUUAAUCUAAAAUAUAUAAGCUAUAGCUGAGGGUGAAGCCCAGUUGCUUACAUAACUUUAUUUUGUUGCUAAAGUUAUCUGCUUUAGUUACAGCUCUGAAGGGAAUUUUUUUUUAAUAGCAUACAACAAUGGGGAAUUCUUAAAAAGUGCUGUUUGCUUUUCCAUGGUAUCGAACAGAAUACAAGUUUUAAAACACUGUAGGAAGUAACGUUUAACAUGGGGUUUUUUUGUAGAUUUUAAAAUUGUCGUAGAUCUAUUUGAAGACUAAUGUUUCAGGAAGAUGCAACCUUGCCAGUGUCAAACCCAGCUUCCCUUCAAGUGUUAGACAAACAGUGGCUUGCAUGACAUUUCCUCCUUACAAAAUUUGCUUCACACUGGGAUGAUUGAGGGGAGAGUGAAAUAAAAGAAGAAACUGGUAAAUUUGGUAACGAACUCUUCUGAGACCAUUCAUACCUAUUGUCAGAAUAGUUCAGGACCAAAUUUACCAGUUUCUUUUAUUUCACCCUUCCCCCAUUUGAUUACUAACCAUUUUAUAACCUUUUGCUUUUAACUUUGUUUGUUACAGGCCCACUGUGCCCCCAAAAAUGUUUGACUUGGAUUGGUCUGUUGUAGGUGGUAUUAUUGGCAGUUUCAACUGUUUAUGAAUCCCAAAGCCGGAUAAUUAGAUAAACCUAUUCUCCUUCAUUGCUAGCUUGGUGACCAAAACUACUUCAGCUUGUUUGUGGACUUGGUGAACACAACAGAAAUACAGUAAUACCUGGCAUGAAAUUUGAUAGUCAUCAUCAGCACAAUCAUGAUCUUGAAAUUUGCCCACUAGUUGAGUGAAGUUAGUUCUUCACUUAGAAUUAAAAGCCAAAAGGAUAGGAUCUGCUCCUUUGAUAGCUGUAAUAAACCACAUGGAAAAUCCCAAUAUACCCAGCUUGGGGAGGAGGAGCCACUGUAUUGAAAAGUGGCAGGUGUUUAACUAAAAGCACCAUAUUUCCAUAAAUACUGUGUUAUGUACCAGGUGCUAAUGAUAGUAUUAUUUAUUUGUAGAGGCAGCAAUUCAAGUACAGCGGAGAAGUACAGCUGAAUAAGAACUGAUUAUUUUAAGUGUUACACGAAGAGUAGAAACCCUUGAGGAAUUUCAGUAAGUCCAAAAAUGAUUAGUAUUUCAGACAGAGAAGUCUUGAACUCUGCCAGGUAUCAAAGGAAUACUCUUAGUUUGUGUGACAGAAUCAUCAGGUACAACCCAAAAACAUCAGCCAAGAACUAAACCAGUUCACUCAAGAUUCUGAUUCUAAGAUACACAACUGCUUUUGUGGAGACUGACAGACACAGCUCAUGUGAACGUUCAGACUGAAAAAACCCAUUUGGUGAAGUGGAACUCUUGAAGUUACAUCCUGACUGAGAAGUGUCUGAUGGGUGGGAGAAACAUCCAGAUUUGGAUAAACUGCAUAAUGGACUUGACUUCAGCCACAGGGUGUUACUACCACCAUUGGUUUAUGUGCUUCAGUCAUCCUGUUUCAUUGCCAUUUAUCUUAGCCCAUAACCAAGGACACCCAGAUCAUCAAGGCAAGAUGUUCAAUUUCCACAAGAUAGGCGAGUAUCUUGGUGAACCUUUAGCCAUUAUGCAAAAAUGCCCAUAUUCAGAAAAAGUAAUAUACCAGUAUAUUUUGAGAGCUGGUAAUUAUAGGUGAAAUAGCAGGGAGAAGUUGAGUUGCUUCUCUGGGCUUCCCCACAAGGUUUUUGGAGAGAAACGGCACAGUGACAAAGUGACUUCCAAAAAGAUAUGGCGAUUUGUUUAUACUCUGAGUGUGAUCUGUGUCCAAGAGCAAUGCAAGGUGGCCUUGGGACAAAUCUCUAGUUCAUGAAAUUUUUAGACAUCUGAUUGGUUUUCUAAUGCUUUGGGGAAAGAGUUACUAAAUUAAGUGCAAGAGAAGUGCUUCACAAUCCAGCAUGCUGCAGUGCAUCCAAAAUAAUUCAUGUCACAUUUGCAAGUUACUCAUAAGCAUUCACCUCCACAGGCAGUACUUCAAAGGUAUUGCAAGAUGCUCUUCCAAAUAGUUGUGUCUGUCCUCCUUGCAAUCUGAUUUGGAUAAUCAGAAAAGCGGAAGCUAUAGUUUGGGAAACACCUUUCUGAAGUUGGUGUUCCAACAAUAAGGGCCAGCAGUGUGCCCCUGAGUGGGCACAAUUCCUUCCAUGCCAUGAAUGGCACAUAGCGUGUAAUUAAUGCAAAUGAGUUCUUUCCAUGCAGUGAACCCAGUUCCAGAACCCAGGACAACUUACUGAAUUUUCUCUAGUGAAGGACAUUGUGAAUUUCCAAAAACAAGAUGUACUGCCUAUUUUGUCAAAACUGCUAUAAGUUUGCUCAACUUUUCUGUGUGUGGGUGAAUGUAACAGGAAAUUUGGUGGUGGUGAGUAACAUAGUUUGCAGUAAAAAGACUGUAAUAGAAUAGUAAAAUUGUUACUCGAACCACAAAAAUUGUUCAUACUUCACCUUGCUGUUCACUGUGAACCCUUGAAAUAAAGCCAGUAUAAAUUUCUUUGUUUCCAAGUAAAGGCAGUCAAGUGAAAUUGGCAUUUGAGCCAAACACUUAGAACGGUGGGUGGGGAACGUGUGGCUCUCCAUAUGUUGUUGGACUCCCAAAACCAUAAUCUCCAGCCAAUGAUGGGAGUUGUUACUUUCUGGAGGGCUACAGGUUAGCUACCCUUGAGUUAGAGUUAAACUCUAGAAUGUCACAGUUUAUAUAGAAAGUAUAUAAAAAAACCCCUAGGUAUUCAAAUUCUGUCUUCUGACUAUUUUGAAUGAAAGAAGGUUCAAGCUGGUUUUCUCUCUUCAGAUACGCCUUCCUUAAAAGAUGUGGGUAUAUUUAGCUGAAUUGAGAAACCACCUGGUGGCUUCCUCUCAGCACAGUUCACUUGGGCUGCCUGUAUGUUUACCACAGCUUCCAAAAAAGUGCAUUUGAUUUGGACAAGACAUUUUUGUAUUUGUACUGAACUGUGUUUGGAAGGAAUAUACUGAAAACAAAUAUGGCCAGGCAAGCAAAUGUAGUGAAGUACUGACCUUAGAACAUAGAAUAUGGUUUUGGAAUAGAAAUAGACCACAUCUUCCUACUGAAAAAAUGCAGAUAUUGUGGCAGCAGAUUGGGUGUUGUGUUGGAGAAUUUUCAGGAAAAUCUAUUCCGCAGAUGUGAAUAUCCUGUGCACACUGUGAUCCUUAUAAGAUGGACAAGUUUCUUUAGGAAGGCUUCGGAGAGGCUCUUCAUGUGCAUUUACCUACAGAGGUUAGGUGGGUGACUAUGAAAUUGAUUUCUCAGUAGCCCUGUCCUAGUUUUGGAAUGCCCUCCCCAGGGUAAUUUGUCUGGCACAUACUUGUAAGAUGUUUACAUACCAGUUGAAAAUACUUUUGAGGAUUAGCGAUCUCUGCUAACUCUUCCCUGCUGGUUGUGUUCCUGUUGUGAUGUCUUACCAUUUUUUUACUCCCAACUUUUUUUACUGUGUAGAAUCUUUUCCGCAGCUUCAAAAGUGGGGCAUUCCAUGCAGUGCAAGAAGAAGCCCUUGUUCCCUUCUUCAAUCCCAGCUUGGAGCAGAUUAAGAGUGAAGGGUAGCUUUGGCUCUGUUUGGUGGCUACUUGGAGCAUCCAGCAAAUGCAGAGAAGCUUUUGCUUCACCUUCACCCUCAAGCUCAGAGGUGAUGGUGAGAAGAAUAUUAACUUUCCUUUGUAUUUGCCAGGUGCCCUGAAUGCCUGCCUGCCUGCCUCCCUGCUCUCCCCUUUGAGGCAGGUGCAGAGAACUCUCUUUGCCUCCUGCAGCUCCAAGACUGUGAGGAAGCCUUGGAUACAUCACCUUUAAUAGAGGCUGGCUGAGAUUUGCUGCGGUGAGCAAGUUUGAGCCCCCCUGACAGGGAAGACCAUAGAAUGUAAACAAGGCCAAAACAAACAAACAAAAGACGAGAAAAAAAAUGCAAAUUUGGGCAAUGGGAUUCUAAAAGCAGUAUGACCAGGCCUUCUCAUUGUAGUCUGAGGUUUGGUUAGAUGUAGGUUUUUGGUACUGGAUGAUUAUUUAACUUAAGCUUGUCUGGUGUUUAAAAGCAAUUUUCAUGUUGCUACUUCUAUCAUUGUUAUUAAGGCUAUGGGAAAAUGUAAGGCCCACUUGACAACACAAGGGAUGAGCAGACUACUUUGGAAGCAUUUAUAGGUCAUGCUGCUCGCACGUCAGGGUUUUAGGAGCUGCUAAAACAAUGCCAGUAACUAUAGCCUGUUAACUUUAUAAUCUGAGAUACUGUUUUUUACAUCAUUAGAUGUGCACAUAAGUCUGCAACUUUUGGGGAACAAAUAACGGUGCAUCACAUUUCCAUAGUGAGGUUAACAUCCAGAACUGUGACAAACCUGGAUUGCGAGGCAUCCUUGGUGAUGGUGGACAAGAGCAUUGAACAGCUCCCAAGCUGCUUGUUUGAAAAGGAACUCAUACAAGUGCAUGAGGGUGUUCUCAGCAUCUUGCAAAGCCUCUGAACUUCAAUCACUUGUAUCCCAGCUAGUGCAAUCCUGAAUUACUUCAAGAGAAUGAAAUCAAGUAAGACUGCAAUUCUGUACUCUUAACUUGGGAGCAAGUGCCAUUCAGCUUGAUUGGGCUGGGUUGAUACGUAUAAGGUUGCACUGUAAGACAGCUUCUCCGAUUGUAAAGUAAAUUGAAUGGCAAUCUACCAACAAACUAACAUUUCAAACCACAAACAAUAAAUUGUGGUUUAUUCCUAACUGUUUAGUAGAUUGCAGCUGGGAGCAAUUGAUAAAGUUGGGUCAUGCUGGAUGUAUGUAUUUGAAUUAUGGCCUUCAAAACAUUCUGUGGCUCCAGUUCAACUUAUUUUGAGAGGGGGGGAAAUGUAAGCAGUAAUGUUAGGAACUUAGCAUGAGUGCUUACUGCCAGAAUUCCAGUCUUAAACAUGAACACAACUACUGUACUGCUAUCUGUUUAAAGAAUGGAUCUGUCCUCUUGUUAAAAGUACCAAAUACCAAAUUAUUUGGACUUGAGGAUACCUGGCGAUGGUUGUGAUCCAAUACAGCCGCUUUUAAAUAUUUAUAAUGGUAAGGAAAUGCUGUUUAUCAUAGACUAGUGCAGCCACUACAUAAUGCAAGACUGAAACCUUCAAAUUGAACUUGGGAAAAAGUAGGGAUAUCUAUGGCACCAUAUCAUUUGCAUUCACACACUUAAUCUCUUAAGGGCUCGCAGCAAAAGUGAAAGUGUGUGGUGUCUAAAAGACUUAAAGCAGGCUUGGAAAACUUGCCAUCCAGUAACAUAUUGAAGGCUACAACUCUUUCCUGAAAGAGCUCCCAUGACUAAACUGGGAAGGCAUCAGGGAAGUUGAACUUCUUGUUUCUGGAAACCCCUUUUGGAGUAGCAAUCUGAAUACCCUUGUGAGGACAGGAUAGGCCUUGGGGACUAUCUUAGUUCUAGUGAAAGCCAGUUUGGAAUAAUGAUUAGUGUGUCAGACUAGGAACCUGUCAGGCAACAGCAUAGGUCUGGAUGCUCAUGAAGCUCACUGGGUGACCUUGGCCCAGUUAUUGUUCUUACCUGUCUCUCGUGGUGGUUAAGAUAAAAGGGGGGGGGGAGAGCCCCAUAUGUUACCUUGAACCCUCCUUUGUGUGUCCUAGGCUUUCUGUUUCGUUGAAACAAAAAACAUUUUAAAACAAAAGUUAAGGGGGGGGAAAUACAACUUAAUAGUUCAUGUGGUGUAAUGUGUGUGUGUGGGGUGAAUCCACAAGUGGUAGGAACCCAUAAUCUGUAAGCAUUAGAAAUAUAGUCCAGUGUAAUUGUGCAACAUUUUUAUGCAGUGUUUGUUAGGUAAGGAAGUGUUUGCUUAUGCCUUCCUUAUACGAGUUGCCUUAUCCGUUCCGUGAAAGCCCACAGGAAUUGCUCAGCCCCUAGAGUGCUGCUCCUUGCAGCCAUAAAGGUGCUUUAGCUAUUGAUAGAUGGCCCUACUCUAGAGAUCUAGAACAGAGAUGGGGAAACGUUUUAAGCCUAAAGGCUACAUUCCCUUCUGGGCAACUUUCCAAGAGUCACAUUCCACUGUGGUGGGUGGAGCUAGAGGCAAAGGUGCACAGAGCAGCAAAUACAAAUUUUACCUUUGUACGGUAGGCAGGCUAGUUUCCACACCCCUCUCUCCACACCCUUCUCUCCAGGUAAACAAAAGGCAUUAUCAGAGUUCAAGGACCCAUUCCAGCUAGACUGGAAGAAGGCGUGAAUCUGCCAGUGAGAGGUACAGCAUGGGGAAUUUUUAGAGUCAGCUAUUCAGGAAUCGUGUGAGGCACCAGCUGGGGAACCAGCAAAAGAAGAAGGCCCAAGAGCUAGGGGUGUGGUGGUGGGACAAUGAUAAUGAGUGGUCAGAGGGAGCAGACUGGGAGGAGGAGGAGGUGUUGGAAACAAAAUAGGCAACAGGGUUUAGUGAGAAGGAAGAGGCUGCAGCAGAGAGCAGUUCAGAUGCAGAGACUGGAGAGGAGGUUGACCAAGAGACAGCUGAGACACGCUGCUGAAGAAUCCAGGGAGUGUCCCCCUUCUGCAACCAGCUCUCUCCCCCCCCCCCCCAGUCUCCUAGAACACAGGGAGAAAUGAAAAGAGCAGAGCAGAGAUUGGUUGUGUGCAGAUGCAGUUUGAGACUGCUUGGGAAAAACCCUGGAGAGAAGGAGCCUUAGAGCAUGUUGGGAAGGCGGGGACCUUCAGUCCUUGAAACUGCCUCAUUGGAGCAAGACCUAGUGGGAGGAGUUGCUGGGAUCACAAGGCCUGCACUGUUUUGGUUUCUGUGAACGGCGUUUCUGUGCGCUGCUCUGGCUCACCAGAAGCAGCUUAGUCAUGCUGACCACAUGACCUGGAAGCUGUGUGCAGACAAAUGCCGGCUCCCUCGGCCUAUAGAGCGAGAUGAGCGCCACAACCCCAGAGUCGUCCAUGACUGGACCUAACAGUCAGGGGUACCUUUACCUUUAUAUUUAUGGUGGAGGUAAGGUGGAAUGAAACAAAAUUGGAGUUAUACUCCCAAGAACAAUGCGCUUUCAAGGAUAGAUAGUGGAGAAAAGUUGAACUCACUCCUUAACAAUGUUUAAUUUCAGAAUCUAAAAUUACCUAACUGCACCACUAUAUGUUAGAGAUUGCAUGGGGGGGGGGAAUCAGUAGCUGACCUGCUUAUGUGAACCACUGUAAAUAAACAGUGUACUUCUGUUCUGCACCACCUUAAUCAGUGUGCAAAAAUGCAAGAUUUCAACAUUCAUUUUGCUACAUCAACCUAAGUUUGAAUUGCCUGCAGUUGCAGGGUGUGUAUGGUGAAUAGGCCCUGCCAUUACAGUGUGUGAAGAAAACAUGAGCCUCUCCCAUAUCAUCCACUAGUUCCAACUUGUAGAAAUGCCCCCAAGUGCAGAACACUAAAUGACUUGCUAGUUUUGUCCCUACUUGUGUUUUCCUUCUGGACAUUCUUGUGACAAACAUUUACACCUGGUUGGAAGAGUUCUCUUCCAUGUGAGCUUGGCACUGCCUUCUGGAAUACCUGUGCGAUUCCAUCUCGCUUGCUACUUUCAAAGCCCAUCUUUCCCACAAAGCCUUUGAUUCAACAGCCCAGUUCCCCAGCCCUAUUACAGUCAAGCCUAAGCAAAUGGAACUAACAAUUGCGUGUUCGUUCUGCUCUUGCCCUGCCUCUACGUCCUUCUUCUCCUCUGCUUCCUCCCAAAAAAAGAUUAAAUUUGAGAUUGCAAGGGCCUUGGGCAGGAACAUUUCCCCUUUUAUGUGUUAAAGCACCAUGAAUACUGAUGGAACGAUAUAUUGGUGUACAGGCAACCCCCAAUUUGUGUGGAGGUUGCAUUCUUGCCCCCCUCCAAGGGCAGGAGAGAGGGAAAUGACUUUCUCCCCUUGUCCAUUCUCCUUUCAUGCUGCUCCCACCACCAUGGCGGCUGCUCUAGGAAGCAUGUGUAUGGUUGUCCUAGAAUAUAUUUGGUAAUAUUUUUGUAACUAGCUAUAUUUAUGUCUUCGCUUUAUUUCCAUCCAUAAUUGGCAAUUGGGAGCAUGGACAUGUAUCCUAUUUAAAUGUGUGUGUUUUUUACUUCUCCCUUCUGUGAAGGUGGUGGUACUACCAGGAGGACUAAGAAGACUUGAGUUGUUUAGGGCUUUGCACAAAAAGAUGAGCACCUUGAAUUGGGUCUGGGAACAAACAGGAAGCCCCUGUAUCUGCUUUAGAACCGGAGUUUCAUUACAGAUAUUGGGGGCAGUGGUGGUGUGUUUGAGACUCCUUUGUUGGCUUUGCUGAAACCGAUACUGGGUUCAUAGAGAUGGAAAUCUUGUUUGGCAUAGAGGAAUGUUAGCAGCAGGGGUUGAGGAGGGAAUUUCCUUUUGAGAGAUGUUCUCCCCCUCCCGCCAUCAGGAAACAAUUAGGUGGCAGCCUAGUUUCAAGAUUGCUGUGCUUCCUGUUACAUCUUUGGAGCCUUUUCAGUACAUAGGCUGAGUGACGGGCAGCCUCCUGUCACAGCUUCUUACCCUUCUCUAGCUGUGCCACUCACACAACGUCACUGGAGGGGAAACCGGGAUGAAGAAAAUUUGCCAGUGUAGUGUUUGCAGCUGUACAAAAGCAUCUGCCCCCCUUUCCCCCCCCCAAAGGGCUGCAAUUUUCCCCUCACCCAUUAUAAUGGCUGGAGGUAGAAGAAACAUAAGAGGUGCACAUUUCCUUUUCACCUCGAUCAGUGUGGUUGCAAAGCUACACUUGUUUAAUUUCGCCCUGUCCCAUUGAAAGCGCAGAAGGACAUCUCCCUCUUUCAUCUUCUCUAUUACAGCUGUCUUAGCAGAGUUGAAAGUAGAACAAUGUGGAUUUCAUUUCUGGUAAAAGGAGGAUUUCUUCAGCCCUAAGCUACAUUCUAGAUGCCCGUGUAUUAACCAAAGUAGCCUCAGGUUUUGUUGCUCUUUUCAGUGGCAGCUUUUAGAUUUGAAUACCAGGUUCAAAUCUCUCUUCUUCAAGCGCUACUGGUGACCUUGGGCAAAUGGCUGUCAAAACUGUACACACAGCAGUUUAAAUUGGUUUCAUUGCAUCCCAUGUGUGCAUGUUUUUUUGCAUCGUCAACAUGAUGUCCUCAUCCAACUGGCAGCCUUCACCCCUCCCCCAAUUUAAUGUGGAUUUUCCUGCUCUGAACAGUAUGGGGGGGCAUACAGUUGUAUAUGGCUCAACUGUGGGCAUACUGAAGUGAAUUGUGUGGGGUGGGUUCUUGUGUUUUGCUGGGUGCCAUCUAACACUAUAUUGCCUGCUACUUUGGUGAGGGUGCCCCUUCAUGAGUGGGUGGGGGGCAGGUGUGACACUUAUUAUUAUUAUUAAACUAUAUUGUAUAAGUCUGAUAUACCAGAAAACCCAUAUCUCAAAAAAUUAAAAAAAUAUGGCUAUACAUGCAGGUAAAACGGCUGCCUGCAUUGGUACAUAUGUGGUGCAUACAAAGAUGAAACUUGGGCAAGCUCUACUAGGAAGAGUUGUGCAAGGUCCUGUCCAUUAAUCCACCGUCCCCUUUCUCCUGCUGGAGUAAGCUGUAUUCUCCUUUUAUAUGCAACAGAAGGAGAAGAACACGUGAUUCGUUCCGAAAGGCAGGCUUUAAGUUCUUCAGACAUUAGAAGGCUUGAAGAAGCUGUUGUGCUGCUAAAAGAACAAGGCAAGUUAAUGAAUGCAGGCCCAAAGGUCUUUACGUGGUUGACGGCUCUAAAAUGCACCCAGCCAUUCUACAGAAAGUACAAGUUUAAAAGCAAGUGAGAGAAGCAAUAACACAAUAAGAUAGAGAAACGAAGAAAGAAAAAAAAGACCACGGGGAGGUAGAAGUUGAUUUUUCUGUUGCGAAGAUAUUUUUUCCUGUGCAACUAAGCAGGCAAAUACUGUAAACAAAAGCUGAGACUUUUAGCAAGAGCAAACCACAGCUUGUGCUACCGCUGUGCUUGCUGCUGGACAAGGCUGUCGUAAUCUCAAUUUCCUUAUCUUUUGCUUAAAUUUAAUUACCACAAUGAGGUGGGAGUUUUUCUCAACUAUGUCUAGACUUCAAAACACUGGUGUUGGGGAGUUGAUAAGAGUUUUGGCCUUGGACCAGGGAGGAAGGAUUGCAAUCCCUGUCCAGCUUUCAACUCACUGGGUGAGCUCAAGGCAGACUUUAAACUCUUUCUUACCCUCCCAUACUUCUCAGAGCUCUUGAAGGCAGCAAAGGGAGUUCUCUGAACUUGUCAGAGAAACUUUCCAUUUUAAAUUCCAUCUCUUACAGACCCCACCCCCCAUCUUUCUUUAUUGCUGGCUUGCAUAGCCGAAGAACACCGAGACUGAACAUAAAGUGAAACUGGCUUCUCCCAACUUAUGCCUCUCUGUGUUCCACUUCUGGAGGCUGUGGGACAAAGCAGUCCUGCUUGCUCUGGCAUGGUGGCAAAUAGGAAAGAGAGUGGAAUUUACAUGUGUUAGUCUUGCCAAGCCUUGGUUCAUACCUGAACUUAACCCGAACAUCAAGCAAUGACCUGCAUCUGUGAAAGUUCCAGGCAGAGACUUACUCACCUAAAGAUCAACAUACUUAGCCUGCAGCAAGUCAUCAAGUGAUACAUAUGCAUGGGUGAAUAACCCCUUAAUAGUGCAAAUAAGAAUUUUUAUUCACGGACUUUUGAACUGUUCAUCAAUAAAUGAGAAACAGCAAGCACUCCCAUUUUAUUCAGUAAGGUCUGGCUAACACCCCAGAUAUCCUGCAUUUGCCCUCUAGAACAUGGCAGCGGUUUCCUAGCAGACAAGUUAAUGUGAAGAGUUUUGUAAACAGGAAGUUAGAAAAACCACAAAACUUGCCGCCUUACGGGGUGAUAAAUGGUAAGUCGAACUGAAGUUUUGUUUUUCAGCUUUGUUUUCAUGUAUUUUCACAAAUAAAUGGUUUUGGCGAUAGGCUACCAAAGAGCUGAGAGCUGAUGAUAUUCCUCCUAGACAGUAAUGAAAAUCCAGGCACCCUGUCCUCUAGAGCUGCUACGCCUUCAAGUAUUGCCUGCCAGUAUAUAAUAACAGACUUAGAACUGGAAUGAAAGAUGUUAGAAAUACACUCUCCUUCCUGCAAUAAAACUGAAUAAAUGCUGUCUAUGUGUCUGGCUAUUUACUAAGGACUUUGAAACAGCUCACACAAGCUCCCAAGACAUCCUGUUCACAGAAGCAGCUGACAGGAAUGCCUAUUGUUCGGCUUUGCUUUUGUGCCUCUAAUCUGAUUUUUCAAGGGCUAUGUGGAAACUGCAGCUGGAAAGGCAUUUCAGAACUUCCUUGGCACAUCCCUAUGCAAGCAAACAAAUGGGGCCCUCUACUGGUUAAGGGCACCGUCUUGUUAAAAAAGUAAACACAAAGCACAAACUGAACUCGACAGGAACAGCCGUUUGCUCAUCUUUUAAUACAGCCCCACAGCUAUUCAACACAUUGUGGCAUUGCUCAGUGUAGCAGCACUGGCAUAAAAUAAACCAAGUGGAUCACACGAAGUGGCCGAGUUGACAUUUGCAAAAGGUUACCCAUUGUUUCCUGAGCUUUGAGAAAGGGUUGUGCCAUUCCUUCCCUACAGUACCUGUCUUCAUUUGCUCUUCUCCCCUGCUGGCAGGUAUAAAGAGGAAGAAAUAUGUGAUAACGUACCUGUGACCCAAAUAUUGUUGCACUCCCACCACCCCCAGAUUGCACGGCUAACGUUCACAGAUGAGUGGAACUGAAGUCCUUGUUCCCCAACGCUGCAUUUCAGUCUCUGGUUUCUUUUAAAAGCAAGAGUGGGGAAUGGGAGAGCUUUGUAUAGAGAGUUUUAUGCCUUUUUGUGCCUCUAAUAAACAGACAGAGAAGCCCGGCCCCAGGAAAUGCAAAACAAUAUUAAUAGGCCUCUUGCUGCUCAGGAAGUGGAUUCUUACAUAACAAACUACGAACUUGCAGUUUAAGCCACUACAAAGAUUGUUUUAAGAAAUCACUCUGGGUUGAACCAUUUCCCCUCUGGGGAAAAAAGUGCCCAAUCUAUUCUUGUAUUUCUUAUCACAUGCACAAAAUGACCAAGGGAAAAAAGUAGAAACUGAAAAUACAAUUAAUUUUUUUAAAAAAUCA